UCACGUCGGCCGGGCCCGGCCCCUGCGCACGCGCGGUGCGAGGCGAUAAAAAGGGUCGGUUGGCGGCGCGCGGUCACGUGAGGCUUUUUGUCCUUGUCCCCGUGGCGAGCGGCGGCAAAGACAACGACCGAGCGGAUACGAGGAGUUGCAUCUGUGGUAAAAUUGUCUCUGUGAAGAGGAAUUGAAAUCUUACCACCUGAGGGUCUUGGAAAAGAUUUAUAAAACCCCAGAAAAACUUAAUAAAACUCUAAAUAAACCUUACCGGGAACACACUAGGCUACAAAAACCUGAGAAGAAGGAUCAGGUGAAGACUGAAGCCAAAAUGCGUCCCAUGCGUAUUUUUGUCAAUGAUGACCGGCAUGUAAUGGCAAAACAUGCAGCCAUCUACCCAACUCAAGAAGAACUGGAAGCAGUGCAGAAUAUGGUGUCACAUACUGAACGAGCAUUGAAGGCAGUUUCUGACUGGUUGGAUGAGCAGGAGAAGGCCAAUUCUAAACCUGAAGUCACUGAAGAAACUGAGGAGCCUGCAACAGAGGGAGAGAACAAGGAAGGAAUGGAAGACCAUGACAACUUUACCAUGGAACAGAAGUCUACAGAUCUAAAUGCCAGCCGGACCCUACGAGGUGUGAUGCGAGUUGGGCUGGUUGCCAAAGGACUUCUUCUGAAAGGAGAUCUUGACCUGGAACUUGUACUGUUAUGCAGGGAUAAGCCGACUAAAUCGCUGCUGACCAAGGUCAAAGAUAAUCUGGCUGUACAAUUAGCGACCAUCACUAAGGAAAAGUAUGAAAUAGAUCCUUCAGAACAAGAUGCAGCGAUUAUUAUAAAGAAUGACAAAGAGGAACCACUAACCCUGAAGAUUAAACUGACCUCUCCUCUGGUCCGGGAAGAACUCGAGAAGGAGGCUGCUGGAGAAACAGUAACGAUGAGUGAGCCUGCGGAUGUAUUGGACAGGCAGAAAUGCCUAACCGCCUUGGCGUCCCUGCGACACGCCAAAUGGUUCCAGGCCAGAGCAAAUGGGCUGAAGUCAUGUGUCAUUGUCAUCCGAGUUCUCCGGGAUUUGUGUUCAAGAGUACCCACAUGGGCGCCACUUAAAGGAUGGCCGUUGGAGUUGAUCUGUGAAAAAGCUAUUGGAACUGCAAAUAGGCCUUUAGGUGCGGGAGAGGCAAUGAGAAGAGUCCUGGAAUGUCUAGCUUCGGGAAUUUUAAUGCUUGAUGGACCUGGGAUCUAUGAUCCAUGUGAAAAGGAUGCUAUUGAUGCUGUUGGUGCUUUUACCAGACAACAAAGAGAGGACAUAACACAGAGCAGUCAGCAUGCCUUGAGGCUGGCUGCCUUUGGACAGUUGCACAAGGUAUUGGGAAUGGAUCCAUUACCUUCUAAGCUCCCUAGAAAACCGAAAAAUGAAAAUCCAGUGGAUUAUACAGUUCAGAUUCCUCCAAGUGCAUUCAGCACCCCAGUGAAGAGGCCAAUGGACGAAGACUCCGGUGAGGACAAGUCUCCAAACAAAAAGAAAAAGAAGACCCAAAAGAAAGCAGCAGAAGAAAAGAUUGAGCCAGCCCAAGCUAUGAAUGCAUUGAUGAGACUUAAUCAACUACGGCCAGGUCUUCAAUACAAAUUAAUCUCUCAGACUGGUCCUGUCCAUGCUCCAGUAUUCACCAUGUCUGUGGAAGUGGAUGGAAAGAACUAUGAAGCAUCAGGCCCAUCUAAGAAAACCGCCAAACUUCAUGUAGCCGUCAAGGUUUUGCAAGAUAAAGGUCUCCCAACAGGAGUGGAACCUGAGAAAAUUGAAGAAUUGAUUAAAGUGGAACCCAAGCCGGUUGUUCCAGUCCCUGCAGCAGUGACUGUAAAACCACUUGUCAUAACUCCCGAGCCUGAGAGCACACGUCAGCAAGGUCCAAUUUUGACCAAACAAGGGAAAAAUCCAGUGAUGGAGUUGAAUGAGAAGCGCAGGGGGCUUAAAUACGAAUUAAUAUCUGAGACGGGUGGCAGUCAUGACAAGAGGUUUGUUAUGGAGGUUGAAGUUGAUGGUCAGAAAUUUACAGGCUCAGGUUCCAAUAAGAAAGUGGCAAAAGCCCAUGCUGCACUCGCUGCCCUGGAAAAACUUUUUCCCCACCAGCCUCCCAUGGAAGUAAAGAAAAAACGAAUUAUUCAGCCACAGCAACAUAAUAUGGGAUUUGGUGGUGGCAUGGGCAUGGGAGUGCUUCCGGCUGGACCCCCAGCAGGCCCUCCUGUACUAAGAGGUAGAGGCAGGGGACGUGGAAGAGGUGGCAGAGGUGGUUUCAAUGCUUCCAACAAUUCUGGUUACUUGUCUUCAGGGACUGGUUAUGGUGGGGGAAGCUAUGGAUAUGGUGGAGGAGGAGGAAGUGGUGGCAACUAUGGUUACGGAUCCUCUAAUUCUUCAAGUGGAUAUGGAAUGUCAAUAUGUCCAAGUUGGAAUGAUGGUUUUGAAGAGCCCAAUUGGAACAAUUCCAAUUAUAACACUUGUAACUACUACAACAGUGGCAGCUACUCCGGUUCAGGCACUUCAGGAGGGUACUCGUAUAGCCAGAAUGAUGGCUAUAAUACCCCUCCACCAAAGAAGCCAGCCAAGCCACAGCCCUCGCUACAGAAAUCAUCGUACAGCGGUGGAGGAGGAAGUGGCGGCAGUGCCAGUGGUGGUGGUGGUGCCGCCGCCGGUAGUGGUGGCGGUGGUGGUGGCGGAGGCGGCAGCGCCGGUGGCAGCGGAUACCAGUCUCCACCGUCCACCUACAGCCAGGGCCAGUACACCAGCUACAGCCAACCCCCACUUUCAGCCCCACCAAAGUCAAAAGCCUACAACAGUCAAAAUUACUCGUAUUCAGGAUCCUCCUACAGUAGUUCCUAUCCAAGUCAGAAUCUUGGUGCUAAUGCGGAAUAUGAACGGAAAGGUGGAUACACUAGUUCGACGUAUGGUUCUGGUGGCGGUAAUUCAUAUGGUGCUUCCAGCACAUCAGGUUAUGGAGGAGGCGGAAAUACUGGCGGCUCUUAUGCUGGAUACUCAUCCCAGAGUGGCUAUAAUGCACCAAUAUCUGGAGGAUAUGGUUCCGGUCAGUCGUCCUAUUCGAGCCCUGGUGGGGGCUAUAGCCGAGGGGACCACAUGAACACCUAUCAAUACAGAUAAAUCGUCAUGUCUUGGACCUGUCAUAGAAAACCCUAUAUCCCUUCUGUUUUAUUUUCUAACUGCUGUAUCUUUUUUUAUGCUGCCAAUGAAUUUUAAAAAACGCCCUGUAUGACCAUUGUCCAUGAGCACUGCAGACUCUUAUGGUUGAGAUUAAUAGCAUUCCUCUAGUAAGUAGUGCUGUGGUAUGUGAUGCUAUAUUGUAGUGUGUAGAAUCCUGACUGGAAUUCCAGCACCACCAACUAAUUGGCACAGGCUGCCUUCAACUUUGCUGUGGCAGAGAGCCCACUUCAAUAAUUCUGCAUCGUCAUAAUUGUAUAAAAUGUUAAAUUAUUAUUUUUUCUCAGAAGGUAGUGAAUAAAGGCCUUGGUAGUGGGCAUUGCUGUCAACUACUGACCAAAUAGUGCCAUGUGUUGGAUAAGAUACUGUACUGACAAAGAUCACAAUAGAUCAACUUGGUGUUGGCUUAUACUGAAUGAAGAUUCCCUUUUUGUUUUUGUGGCCCCAAAUGCUGUAAUACUAAAGCAGAACCUCUUUUUUUUUAAUUAUUCCUAUCCCUGUGUUAUCGGCACCAUCAAUGGUUCCUUUUUAAAAUUAGAUUUUAAAAUGGUGCACCUAAGCAAACCGGUUCCAGUGAUUCACUUUAAUGGGUCUUUUUUGCCUGGCAGUUGUGAUGCUUUAAUAUCCCGUCCUCUGUAAUGUAUAACUCCUCAAUGAUUUUUUCUUGCAGCUGUCUAGAAGUGGAGCUUUGUUCUGGAAUGUACUUUUCCUUUUCCCAGUUUAGUUUUAUAAUUGUGUGAUUAUUUUAAGAGACCAUGUUUUGUACUUUUUUCCCCUGUAUUAGUUGAACAGUAUUGCAGUUGACCUUCCUCAGUGGUUCAAUAAAAUGUUUCUAAAAUAAAACAACUGCUGAACU
Leucoraja erinaceus (little skate) is the source of this 4049-nucleotide messenger RNA. Its product is annotated as interleukin enhancer-binding factor 3-like. Gene Ontology annotation, molecular function: double-stranded RNA binding; single-stranded RNA binding. Lineage: Eukaryota; Metazoa; Chordata; Chondrichthyes; Rajiformes; Rajidae. Gene Ontology annotation, cellular component: precatalytic spliceosome. The record is from RefSeq and is a predicted model, not a curated record.